ACGAACGAAUCAAGUCAGUCGCCGGGUGUCUUUGUUGUGACGAACGUAAUUUGUUGCUCGUGACUCGCACUUCCUGCGUGUACUGUCUGUUUUACGGUGAUCCUACACUACGACGUCUACGACUUCCGUUCUGUUUCCCUAGCUGGUUUUGAGUUAAACGUGAAGCAAUUCAAGUAAAUGAUGCAGACGAACGGUUCUGAGAACCUCGGUAACGAAAAUACAAACGAGAAGACAGGAUGGACGGUUGGAUUAAUAAAUGGAAAGUUUAAGUACCUUACAGCAGAAACCUUUGGUUUUAAAAUCAAUGCAAAUGGAUCCAGUCUAAAAAAGAAACAAUUGUGGAUGUUGGAGGGCAGUGAACAGCAAGUCUACCUUAGAUCUCACUUGGAUCGUUAUCUGGCUGUGGAUCAGUUUGGAAAUGUUACCUGUGAGGCAGAAGAUCCAUCAGACCCUGGCUGUUCUUUUCAAAUUCAAUUGGCUUCUGAUGGAAGUGGAAGGUGGGCAUUGAAAAACAUCCAGCGUGGAUAUUUCUUGGGUUCAAGUCAAGAUGAACUCAAAUGCAUGGCCAAAGCUCCGGGUGAGGCAGAAUACUGGCUUGUGCACCUUGCAGCUAGACCUCAAGUCAAUCUGAAAUCAGCUGGAAGGAAGCGUUUUGCUCAUUUGAGUGCCACACAGGAUGAAAUUCAUGUAGAUGCACCAGUCCCUUGGGGUGAGGAUACUCUGUUCACCUUAGAAUUUCGUCCCGCUUCUAUGGAAGACAAUAGCCAGGAGAAUACUAAAUCUGAAGGUGGACACUAUGCACUUCAUACUUGCAACAAUAAAUAUUUAGCACGCGAUGGAAAACUUUUGGACUCUUGUACACGCGAUUGUUUGUAUGCGGCUGAGUUUCAUGCUGGACUACUUGCACUCAGGGAUUUAUAUGGAGCAUACUUAGCACCCAUUGGAAGUAAAGCUGUUUUAAAAUCAAGAUCUACAACUGUGACACGAGACGAGUUGUUUUCUUUAGAAGAAUCAUUGCCACAAGCUUCAUUUGUCGCUGCUUUAAACCAACGAUACGUUUCUGUGAAACAGGGCGUUGAUGUAACAGCUAACCAGGAUGAAAUCUCUGGACAUGAGACCUUCCAAUUGGAAUUUGAUCGUGUCACCAAGAGGUGGUACGUGCGCACCAUGCAGGACCGUUACUGGAGUCUUGAGGCUGGUGGAGGAAUCCAAGCAUCGGAGCACAAACGUUCCUCCAAUGCUCUGUUUGACUUGGUCUGGCAAUCCACUGAUGGUACAGUGGCUUUGCGUGCCAACAAUGGCAAAUUUCUGGCAACCAAACGCUCUGGACACCUCUAUGCGAAUGCAGACUCAGUGAACGGAGCAGACUUGGGCGCCACUAAAUACUAUUUCUACUUGAUGAAUAGACCUGUUUUGGUUCUGCGAUGUGAACAAGGAUUCGUAGGGCCUAAGAGUGCAUCCAGUUCGAAACUUGAAUGUAACAAAGCCAUAUAUGAGACCAUUAGAGUGGAGAGAUGCGAACAGGGAAUUGUUAGAUUUAAAGGUCAAAAUGGUAAGUACUGGCAUGCAGAUAGUGAAGGAGUCAAUGUGGACUCUGACAUAUCUUCUGAUGGCUUUUAUUUGGAACUGAGGGAGCCAUCUCGUCUUUGCAUCAAGCAUACUGCUGAAGGAAGAUAUCUGACUGCAGGUAAAAACGGGGCACUGCGUCUGGGAGACACAGAUUACGAGUCCGCUACCAAAUGGGAAUUCUAAUCAAACGAACAUGUAAAAGCUAUGUUCCUUCUGAACUCGUUUUGUCGCAUUAUUUAAACAAACUGGCUCAAUAUUUGAAUAUAAUAAGUCGAAGGUCGCUUUGAAAAGAACGAACAAGUGAAUCUAUUCAACGAAUUGAAAUUUAGUUGACAAAAUUUAAAAUUACAUCCAGAAAAAAGAGAUUGUCAAAUUUGAAAGGAACAUAGCUGAAAUCACUGCCCUUUUAUAGCUUCGAACGUAAUCUAAUAUCAUAUUUAUAAGUACAGAAGGGGCUCCUAUUGAGUACUUAAUUAGGAGUACAGUACUACCCGCUUUAAUGUUCAUCAGCAAUUUUUGGAACUUGAUUUUGGAGAAACCUAGUCUAGAUAUCUAAACUUGCCUGUUUUUUCAUAAACUUAUCGAAUCGAUAUUUGAGUACUUCAAUUAAUAAUACGAUCCCAAAUUGAGGACAAUUAAGCGGACAGUACUGUGCAAUUAUCGAACUGACUUUUCUACAAUUUUUUACUUUUACUUCUAAUGACUUUUCUACUCGAGAAAUAUCGUAUAAGACUGAUCAUUCACAUGUCUGCAAAGAAAUUAAGGCUAUUAUAACGUUCCUUAAUUUAAAGAAAGGUAAUCGAUACGAAUCCACUGUUUUCAUGUAAAUUGAAACUUUCUCCUUUCUCGAUUCGAAUCGUUACUCGAUAUAUUAUUUAUUUCUUUAACAUUAAACGUUCGAUCGGUUGACAAACUUACCACACCAAGGACAAUAAUUUAUUUUACAAAUCUUCAAUCUUAUUCCGUGUUACGAAAAUAUUAUUUGUAAUUUUCUUCCUUUCGUUUAUGUUUUGUCUUUAAAAGAAGUAUAGAUGGUACAAGUGAGAAUUUAUUACAGUAACUUUUUAGACCCACAGGUGAUUGUUUCUCAUGUCGACCAGCUUUUAUGCUGUUUAUGAUUUAUGAUUUAACCGUUUAGUUAAGCAAGUAUCUAAAAAAGAACCAGGUAUAUAUAUAUAUACCUGGUUCUUUUUAUAUAUAUGCAGUAAAAUAGAAAGUAUUAAUCUGGCCAAUCGUUUAAGUAUUAAAAAGAAUUCAGUUUUCUAGUCUCGAUAUUAAUAUUAAUACUACUUCCGAUGCUUGAAUUCCUAUACAAAACAUUUCUACACUAGACAGCACAUUUACGAAGUAUGUCAACAGGUAAAAUAGUGUCUUAGUUAACAAUCCUUAAUCAUUCCAUAACAUAAAGAUACUUUAUAUUGCUCAAACAUACGUUAUUAACGCUUUAUCGACUGGCCUAAUAAUCAAUAAGUUGGCUAUUAGCGAGUAGAAAAUCCAAGCAAUUUAUUUAUUGACACAAUACAAUUAUUCUCAAUAGAGGUCAGGAUUUGCCACGCAUUAUUUUCUUAUCUAUUUACAAUUUAUAGUACUAUCUUAUAAAUUAUAUUACAUAAUUUGUCACAUUAGUGUACAUUUGUCGCCAUUUUUAGUAUGCAACAGACAGUUUACAACUGGCUGUAAAUAUUGGUCUAAUUAAACAGUUGGUGUAUGUGUUUCAGUAGGUAAAACGUUAAUAAAAAAAACGCACAAACGCAUCGUUAGUGUAAACUUGCUAUCUAGUGUACAUAACAUUAUAAAGUCGAUGCAAUAAUCGAAUAUAUAUGUGUAAUUUGAGAGACCACGCUUUUUCUACAUAACAGAUUCACAUUCCGCGAGCUGUGCAAUGAUCGAAACAUUUUUGCAGUUAUUUUUGUGAACAAAAUUUUACAUUGUAGCCCACUUCAAAACGAAUGGAAGCAUGAAUCGUUUUUCUAUCUUUUAAUGUGGAACUUGGGCGUGUAUUUUAUCGAUUAGAGUGUAAGGGCUUCUAAAAAUAGGUAAAGCUUUACCCUUUGUUGUCGACAUUUAUAGUUUUCCAUCUACACCUAUAUUUCGAUUCGACACUAGGAAAGAUAUUAAUUUUGGAUCUGCUUGAUUUUUUUUCUUCUUUAUACAAUACAAUAUUUUAUCUGCUCUCUAUUUUUUUAUGCACAACAGAGAUCUGACAUCAUAACUUUAUUUUCAAUGGAACUAUUCGUAAUUUACAUUAUUUACUAUUUUAAGGAAAGCGGGGCAAACUAAGUGUAUUAUGUAAGCAAUAAAUGCUACUGUCAAAACAA
Messenger RNA from Megalopta genalis, 3887 nucleotides. It is a transcript of the gene singed, whose product is annotated as fascin domain-containing protein singed. NCBI's taxonomy places the organism in Eukaryota, Metazoa, Arthropoda, Insecta, Hymenoptera, Halictidae. Gene Ontology annotation, molecular function: actin filament binding; protein-macromolecule adaptor activity. Gene Ontology annotation, cellular component: cytoplasm; actin cytoskeleton. Gene Ontology annotation, biological process: establishment or maintenance of cell polarity; actin filament bundle assembly; cell migration. The record is from RefSeq and is a predicted model, not a curated record.